AUCUUGUCUCCUUUCCUUAAUAUAAUAUAAAACAUUAUAUUCUAUUAUGGCAAGGCAAACGACAUUACCCAUCUUCCGGCAAAAACGAAUAAAUCCUAAUCUUGUCGUGCCUCGUAGAUGUGAACUGCCUAUUGCGAUAUUAAAGGCAUCAAGUCUUGCACCUGCAGCAUUAAAUAGUUUUUAUAACCUAAAAAAUGCCUGGAAUGUUCCUAUAAGAGAUACAGGUGGGCCCUUGAUAAUUCAAACAACAGAAACUGAAUUUUAUAUAGCAAUUCUUUGGUGUGUUUUAGCAGGUUACUGGAACUGGGUUUUAGCUACAAGCAUGAUGAAACAAUGGCUUUACCAGUACGAAAUUAAACACGCUAUUACUCGACUCUUAAUGCUCAUUAUAAUAUCUUGGUGCUUAUCUAGCUUCAUUCACUCUUUGAUGAAUCCUAAUGAUCCUGUCCUGAUCCAAAUAGUUAUUUGCUUUGUAUUAUUUUUAUCCAACUUUUUAAAACUUACGUUUAACGCUAGAACGAAAUAUAGUCAAAAGAUAGAAGACGUCUUGCCCACAACAACACAAUUAAAUCUUAAUAGUAAAGCAGUUCGUAUUUUGUUAUUGCCAUUGUUAGUUGUCAUGGGAUUAUCAGCCUUUGGGUUAACAGGUCAAAUUCAUCAUUUACAAUAUGGAUCUGUUUUGUUGAUGAGCCAAGAGAGAUUUGCAUUGAAUACAACAAUCGUAGAUCCUAUCUUUGGCAAUGGUGUAACUAUAUUAGUCUUGAUUUUUUCUUCAUGGACUUCUCAGGCUGCAGAAAGACGAAAGUUAUUAAGAGAAACAACAUUACAAUGGAUGGGUCAAGAAGAAGAUACAACAAUGAUAUAUCGUUUUGUAGUAGGCCAACCACCUUCUUCAAAUAUUCAGUCAUGGUUGGGUCCUGAUUUGAUUGCAGAAUCAGAGAAAUAUCAUGAUAUCUUGAUCGUUCCCGCUCCAGAUCGACUUUUAUCUGAUAAAAGUAAAAAAGUGUUUGAAGCUUUUAAAUAUGCUUCUUCUGUAGUUCAAUAUGAUUAUCUUGUCAAAACAGAUGAUGAUGUAUUUGUCCGAUAUGAUGUCUUGAAUAGAGAAAUGAAUGAUUUAGGACAAAAGGACAAUUAUUGGAAAGGCUUUGUUAAUAGGAAUAUGCCAGUGAAUUAUUAUAAUCCUACUUAUCAUUUGGAAAAUGAUUAUUCUAUGCCUGUUUUGCCAACAUUUGUAUCAGGCAUUCUUUAUAUACUCUCACGAAAUGUAGUAAAUCUGAUUACACAAACUAAUUAUCCGCAAAGAUAUAUCGACAAAGAUGAUGUAAAUGUGGCUCUUUGGCUUUUUGGCUUUGAUAUUGAACCUAUCCAUGACAAACGAAUUCAAGAUGAUGUAGAUGUAUGUGAAGAGGAUUUUAUUGCAAAACGGUUAAAUCAAGAUAAAUUCAAGUCACAAUUGCUACUUAUGUACGAUCAUGUUUUAACAGAUAAAAGACUAUGUACAGGAUUGAAUCCAGUCAAGAAAUGUGCAUUGUGUUAUUCAUGUCAUGGGAAAUCGAAUGAUUGGCGAGCUAACAAUCUUGAAUGCGAUACAACUCGAGGUGUGACUCUGAAGAGACAAGCUGAAUUCAAAACAAUUUCUGGAUCCGUUGUUAAGGAUGCUCUUGAACCUUCUAUUAUUGGUGUAAAUGAUGAAUGGAUUGUGAAAGAUAUACUUUCAGCGCGUACAUCCAUUUACUCUGAAGAUGAAGCAAAUUGGCAUUUACUUUAUUGGGUUUGUUGGACAAGUGAGCCUUCGACUUUUACAGACCGACAUUGGCGAGCUAUUGAGAUGGUAUGGAUUCAUGAGCCUGAGGCAGCUAUUUUCAUGAUCUCCAAUACUUUGCCAAAGAACUUUUUCCAAGAAUAUACACAACGCGGUUAUAAUAUUAAUGUAGUCUCCUUUAACAAAGAGAGUCUAUUAAAGUGGCAUUGGUAUUUUGGACCUGGUACACAGGAUUGGAUUCUUGAUUGGGAUAAAUGGGAAAAUGGAAGGUUCUUUUACUGGCAUUUGACCGAUUAUAUUCGUUGCCUUUUACUCUAUAAUUAUGGUGGCACCUACAUGGAUAUGGAUGCACUCUGGAUUCGUAUUCCACCUAAUCCAAAUCUAGAAUUUAUUGGUUCUGAUUAUUCAAGCAUUGUUUCUGAUCGUAAAUGGACAUUAGAUAAUGAAGGCUUGUAUCUACCUCAGGGGCUUAUGCGUUUUAAACGUGGAUGGAAAUUGUUUCGUGAGAUGGCAGAGGGUGCAUUCUCUGCUUAUAACUAUGAUCCUGAAUGUUUCAAUUGUGGUGGACCUAAGGCGAUUACAUCUUAUGUACGUGAUCGUCGAGCUGUUCUGGAAGAUGCUGGCAUGACUAUCUUGCCUCGUGAAAUUCUCUAUCCUUUCAGUUAUCUUGAAAUUCACAAACUCUUACAGCCUAAUCCCUUGGCUGAGCAAGAUAUGAAGAACAUAAUUGAGCCUUUAAGCUGGAACAUUCACUUGUUUGGCAAAAUGACCAAUCAUCUACCUGUUCAACCAAACAGUGUUAUUGAUUAUGUCUUUAAGAAGUUUGACUUGGAUAUACCUCAUCGUGAUACAAGUACACAUAAAAUUAUUUCUUCUACACACUCGAUGGAAGUCCCUAUGAAGUUAAUCGGUCCUCGCGACUACAUUUAUCGAGCUGUAUCAGCACGUAUGUUGGAGGAUGAUAAAGGUCAAAUGCUAAUAUUUCAACCAGUACCAGGCAAAUUCCAAGGCAUUCAUGUUAUUUAUGUUCGUGGAGGCCCAUCUGGCUUUAUGCCUGAGGUCAUGAUUGAAUUAGAAACAACGAUUGGCUAUAUACGUUUAAACAAUGCCACUAGCUUUGAAAAGCGAACGACUCAUGUUAUGAAGCAUGUGACGAUGAAGGAAGUGAAUCGUGUAUUGAAUUCGAUUGAAUAUAGUCCUGCAAAACUAAUGGCAGCUAAUGGAGGUCGUGAUCGACUCAAGGUAUCUAUUGUUUAUGAUAAUGGGAUAAAAACAGAGAAAGAACAAUUGCAGAUUGCUAUUAUUGUUGUUGAGCCUGAAGAAGAAGAUGAAAAGGCUGAGAUAAUAGAAAAUUAGAUCCAUUUUCCUCCUUCUCCUCCUCCUCCCUCUCCUCUUUCUCUUUCUCUUUCUCUUUCACACACACACA
This is a messenger RNA of Cokeromyces recurvatus, 3188 nucleotides long. RefSeq names its product galactosyltransferase-domain-containing protein. Gene Ontology annotation, cellular component: endoplasmic reticulum membrane. The transcript is spliced from 4 exons. Lineage: Eukaryota; Fungi; Mucoromycota; Mucoromycetes; Mucorales; Mucoraceae. Gene Ontology annotation, molecular function: hexosyltransferase activity. The record is from RefSeq and is a predicted model, not a curated record. Bases 47 to 3118 code for a protein of 1023 amino acids. Gene Ontology annotation, biological process: cellular response to oxidative stress.